Messenger RNA from Gadus chalcogrammus (walleye pollock), 1332 nucleotides. RefSeq lists its product as uncharacterized. The coding region runs from base 571 to 1122 and encodes 183 amino acids. The record is from RefSeq and is a predicted model, not a curated record. The transcript is spliced from 2 exons. Lineage: Eukaryota; Metazoa; Chordata; Actinopteri; Gadiformes; Gadidae.
UCAGUUUUUCUAUCAUUCACAAUUGAACGUUUAUUGAAAAUAAUGUUUUUUCUUCACCAUUUUCUGUAUGAAUGGCAAAUGCAAACAAUGGGUUGUGACAUUUAACCCACAAAAAUGUAUAAAAAAGUUAAAUACCUGAAACAAAAGGCAAACAUGCAGCUAUACUUGACACAGGAACACACACACACAGCUUUACAACCAGCCUGUCUAAUCGCAUCGUUAAAGGUCCUCAAUGCUUGCAGGUGUGAGCAGAUCAGCAGUUGAUAUGUAGAAUGGCUGCCAACAACCACACAUUUCCAACGUUUGUUUUGGGAAGACAGAAAUCGAUAAGUCUGUAUUUCAAUUUACCACACCAUAUUUUGCGAGGGAGCAGCAAAGCACGCUGUUGUAUUCACUUGGUGAGUGACGUGCAGCCUGACCAGUUGACAAAGCAGUUAAUGGGGAAGGAUCGGCCAGGACUCCCAUGUCAUGCAGUCUCCGGGGUAAUUUGUGCCAGGAAAAAAAUGGUUGCGUCUUUUGUCCUCGCGACCACAAAUACAGUGUUGCCAAAUUUGCCACCAGAGGCGUGAGAUGUGUCCCUAUGGCCUACGGCGCAGCAUUCGUUGUCCUAAGAAGUACGGAGAUGCUAUCAAGGAGAGGCCAGACAUGCUGUCGGUGACGUGUGAUCUGGACCCGCUGCUGGUGCCCCCCCAGCGCAAAGCCAACAUCCCGAGACCCACGGCCGAGCGGUUCUCGAGGAACGCUGCCGUUCUCCCAGACGUGAGGCACUCUCAGGGCUCCCCUGCAGCUGAAGCGGCCCGGGAGGAGCCGACGUUGACCACCAACGGGCGGACCACAGAGCCUUUGGUGAUCCACGGCUAUGCGGUGCCAGAGUACCAGCUUGCCUAUCACUCUGUGGUGGACUCGCUGCUCCCACCUGGGCAGACCUACAGCCUGGAGCUGGGCCGGACCAUUAAGGAGCACCUGUUUGAGGAGCUGGCCUACCCUACCCUGCACAUCUCUGAGCAGGCCGACGGUAGGAUGGAGGUGGUGGAGCGCUUCUGUGUGCUCCGCCCCACGCCAUACAUAGCGGUGGACGUUAAAGGGGAGCCGCCGUGCCAUUCGUCCAGACACAGCCAGUAAAACUCAGUAAAAGUACUUUGUUACCAAUUCCUUUUGUUGCAAUGUUGAUAUUUACAAUUUCAAAAUUAUUGACAUUACUAUUUUUGUGGAACAUUUUCCUUUCAUAAACACUUCAAAACUUGUGACUAACUGGUGCUGUUAACAGUUGGUCUAUUUCUAUUAUUGAACAUUAAAAAAAGUUUGAUGCCCUAUUUAACGUAUCAUUAAUUU